GAGAGAUGGUACAGGCCCCUGUUGCAGGAGUAGUCGACACCGUCCCGGCGGCUCCCAGGAAGCGGCGGCGAAGGAGGCGGCGAAGGAGGAGGCCGCAGACUCUGCCGGGAGGCCUCGACGCCGGCGCCUUCACGCGGAGAAGGAGCAGCCCAGGCCCGGGGGCGUCGCCCGAAGACGGCGAGCGAGCAAGGAAGGGGGAAGGCGGCGGAGGCGCCCCGAGAGUGACGUGCGCGCCAGGCCGGGCCCUCUCCUCCUCCUCCUCUUCCUCCUCAAGGCGGCCUUCCUCGCUCACUUCUUCCUUUUUUUGAAAAACAAACCUCAUAAUUUCCUCCUUCGCGUCACUGGGCCUUGCUGAGAGAAUAUGAAACAGGAGUCAAAAUGACAUCCAGGUUUGGGAAGACAUACAGCAGGAAAGGGGGCAAUGGCAGUUCAAAGUUUGAUGAAGUUUUUUCCAACAAACGGACCACUCUUAGUACAAAAUGGGGAGAAACGACCUUUAUGGCCAAGCUAGGACAGAAGAGGCCCAACAUCAAGCCAGACAUUUCUGAAGUUCCUAAAAAACCCAAAUUAGAAGAGGAAAUAAUAGAAGAUCCAUUUGGAUUUGACAGCGAUGAAGAAUCUCUGCCAGUAUCUUCAAAGAAUGUGUCACAAGCUAAAGGAUCCUCUCAGUUGGAGUCUGUUGAAGCAUCUCACUCUGGAGACUUCACUUCUGCACUUGAAUCUAAUAGCAAAAUUAUUCAGCCAAUCAAUGAAGAUGUGUUGUCUAUCAAAUGUGUGUCUUUGGGUAAUAUAGUACACAGCUUCAAAGAGAAGAACUCGAAUAGAAAAAUGGAUGAUGGUGAAAUCAAAAGCAGCAGUGCUUUUCCUGUAAUUGCAGAUACAGUGCAAAAUUUUACUGAAGAUAAUGAGAACAGUCACUUCAUCUACAAGAAUGCUGAUGACAAUAAUACAAUUAAUGCUGGAAUAGCAGAAAUCUCUGGGUACAAUUUUGAAGUUAAGGAAUCUCAUGUUUCUUGGGACUCCCAUAUUGGGAAGAAAGACUCACUAUCAGAAGCAUCACAUACUAAAGAAUCAUUCGUAGCUGGCUUAUAUGGAUGGGAAGAUGAAAAUGAUGAUACCCGGAGAGGAGAAUAUUUACUAGGUUUUGAUGAUGAACCACUUUCAGAAGUAAAAAACAAGGAUGAAGAUCUAGUCAAAGAAAUUGAGACUCCAAAGGAAACCAUUAGUGAAGAAGUGAUGCAAACUGUUCUCAGGUCAAGUAAUUGUCGGACAUACUGUAGAUCAAACAAAAAAUCACAGGGAAUGACAAAUUUUGAUAAGCUACUGGAUGGCACUCUUCAGCCUCUAGCCAAAGCAAACAGUGAUUCAAAUACUGAUGGCGUGAACCCAGUAAGAAAAGUUGCUUUAAGUAGCGGGACCAGUUUUAGAGGGACAGUUGGAAGGACUAGAGAUUACACUGUUCUUCACCCAUCAUGCUUAUCUGUUUGUAAUGUUACAAUACAAGAUACAAUGGAUCGUAUUGAUGAAUUUGCCACAGCUGCACCUACUGAUCUGGGAGAAGCAGGACGUCUCAGAAAGAAAGCUGACAUGGCAACAACCAAGACAACAACUAGAUUUCGACCUAGCAAUACCAAAUCCAAAAAAGAUGUCAAAUUGGAAUUCUUUGGGUUUGAUGACAAUGAUGAAGGAGGGGGUGGUGAAGGUGGAUCUAGAACCUCUGGAAGUUCAAACUAUAAAAUUAAGUAUUUUGGUUUUGAUGAUUUAAGUGAAAGUGAGGAUGAUGAUGAUGAAGACCGGCAAAUAGAAAGGAAAGUUAAUAAGAAAAGAAGCAGAAUAGCACCACCCUCAUCUUCACUUCAGUCCAGUUCUGAUGGAAGUGAGAACUAUUCACAAGACAGCCAAUCAAGCAGUAAUCCAGAGCUACUGGACUUCCCAGAAGAUCCAUCUAGUGUUCCUGAAAGCAAUAAGAAAUCCACAAAUUCUCAAGGUGAUAAAUCUAAGGAAAACACACGAAAAAUAUUUAGUGGACCAAAGAGGUCGCCAACAAAGGCUGUGUACAAUGCUAGACAUUGGAAUCAGCCAGAAUCCGAAACUCUUCCAGCAGCACAAGUGUUGAAAACUCCAGCUGUCCCAGUAAGGUUGUCUUCUAAAGAGGCAAUUCACAAAGAUGAUGGAGUGUUUAAAGCUCCAGCACCACCUCCCAAAGUGAUAAAAACUGUGACUUUACCCACUCAACCCUAUCAAGAGAUAGUAACUGCCUUGAAAUGCAGGAAAGAAGACAAAGAAUUAUACACUGUUGUUCAACAUGUGAAGCACUUCAAUGACGUAGUAGAAUUUGGAGAGAACCAAGAAUUCACAGAUGAUAUUGAAUACUUGUUAAGUGGACUGAAGAGCAAUCAGCCCCUAAACACCCGUUGCCUUAGUGUUAUCAGCCUGGCGACAAAGUGCGCCAUGCCCAGCUUCCGGAUGCAUUUGAGAGCACAUGGAAUGGUAGCUAUGGUUUUCAAAACUCUGGAUGACUCACAGCAUCAUCAGAACUUGUCACUAUGUACAGCAGCUUUAAUGUACAUCUUGAGUAGAGAUCGCUUGAACAUGGAUCUAGAUAGAGCCAGCUUAGAUCUAAUGAUCCGUCUUCUGGAACUAGAGCAAGACUCUUCAUCCAGGUUGUUCAACGAAAAGGACAUGAACAAAAUUAAAGAAAAAAUCAGAAGACUCUGUGAAACUGUUCACAAUAAACACCUUGAUCUAGAAAAUAUAACGACUGGUCAUCUAGCAAUGGAGACGCUGCUCUCUCUUACUUCAAAACGGGCAGGAGACUGGUUUAAAGAAGAGCUACGACUUCUUGGUGGUCUUGAUCAUAUUGUAGAUAAAGUUAAAGAAUGUGUGGAUCACUUGAGCAGUGAUGAAAAUGAAGAGAAAUUGGUUGCUUCAUUAUGGGGAGCAGAAAGAUGUUUACGGGUUUUAGAAAGUGUAACAGUUCAUAAUCCAGAGAAUCAAAGUUACUUGAUAGCGUAUAAGGAUUCACAGCUCAUAGUCUCUUCAGCUAAAGCAUUGCAGCAUUGUGAGGAGCUGAUCCAGAGAUACAACCGUGCUGAAGACACCAUCUGUCUUCCGGACAGUAAGCCGCUGCCUCUCCAGAAUGUAACAAAUCAUGUGGGUAAGGCAGUGGAAGACUGUAUGAGAGCUAUCAUUGGCGUCUUACUCAAUUUAACAAACGAUAAUGAGUGGGGUAGCACUAAAACUGGUGAGCAAGAUGGCCUUAUCAGCACAGCUCUCAAUUGUGUACUUCAGGUUCCAAAGUUCCUACCUCAAGAACAGAGAUUUGACAUUCGGGUUCUGGGUUUGGGCCUCCUGAUCAAUCUGGUAGAAUACAGUGCAAGAAAUAGACACUGUCUUGUCAAUAUGGAAACAUCAUGUUCCUUUGAUUCAUUCUGUUUGGGAGAAGCCGAAGAUAGCAUAUUCAUUUCUGGACAGAUGGCUGCUGUUCAAGCUUUGGUACAGUUGUUCCUGGAGCGCGAGCGAGCAGCCCAGCUGGCAGAGAGCCAGACGGAUGAGCUGAUUAAAGAAGUCCCGACAGCACAACACGACAAGAGUGGGGAGUGGCAGGAGACCAGUGGAGAAAUCCAGUGGGUCUCGACGGAAAAGCCAGAGAAUGCAGAGGAAAAAGAGAAGAAAGAAGAAGAAGAAGAGGAGCUUGAUCUGAAUAAAGCCCUUCAACAUGCUGGGAAACACAUGGAAGAUUGCAUUGUAGCCUCAUACACAGCAUUGCUUCUGGGAUGCCUCUGCCAGGAGAGUCCAAUCAAUGUGACUUCAGUGAGGACAUACUUACCAGAAGGGGACUUUUCAAUUAUGACAGAAAUGCUCAAAAAGUUUCUCAGUUUUAUGAACCUUACUUGUGCUGUUGGAACAACAGGCCAGAAGUCUAUCUCGAGAGUGAUUGACUACUUGGAACACUGCUAGAUACACGAGUCCUGCAACUGGCCCUUGGAUGCUGGAGCUCGACCCUUUAGAUAAAGAAAGACGUUGUUGAGGAAGCACCGGGAGCAUUUAUCGGUCUCAUUCGUGUUUGGAUUUUUCAGGCGACCUGGUCUCUUAACUGUACACUCAGCAUGUUAUGAAAGACAAGUUACCACACCAAUCUGCAACUAUCAAAAAUGAGGGGAGGGGAAACACCUGAGGAAAGUAGAGCAAGAAUUUAUGAUGCUUAUAAUAAUGCAGUGCAGUAUUUAAAAUACGUUUGUCAGGGGUUACUCUCCAUCUUUAUUUUUCUGGCUUUGUUUGGGACAACUUUAAUGGGGACACACUUUGCUGCUGGUAGUGCAACUGCUGUUAUACUGUUGAGCCACUGUUUUUCAUGCCAGCCAGGUGCAAAGGCAGCUUUAGCUACUGAGGUAUCCGAUCUUCUAAUAAAGAUGCUCUGGGCAGCAGCAUUGCUCUGAUUUGAGUUUAAUUUGCUCUUGCUUUUUAAAGAGAUUAUUCCAAAUCAUAAAAAAAAUAAUAGAAAGUUUUUAAAUACUUUUUGUGAUUUUAACUACUGUCUAUAUUUAAAAUGUGUUGGAAUCCAAAGAGGUUGAGGCUUGGAUAGUUUAUUUUUUAUACUGUUUUGAUUGAAAAAAAAAUUGGGUUGUUGGAAACUACUUCUCAGUUUUUUAAAUUGUCGAGGCCUAUGUACUGUAAAACUGAUUGACCAUAACACUUCAUUGCUCUUAAGAGAGGCAUGCAGGAAAAAAAUAAUACUCCUCCCAGCUAAUGGCUGUAUCUAUAUUUUUUUAAAAAUGCAGUAACUGUAAAAGAUGCCCUGUUUAAAGAGGAAUAAGAAACAAAAGUUCAAUGCCAGGGUAGUUUACACUUCAUAAUAAGCAAAAACAUUUAAAAGCUAUCAGUUUUGUUUCAAGAAAUAAAUGUGGAGCUAAAACACCAAUGGGGAUUAAUGUUUCCAGUUGACAUAAUCUUUCUAUUUCUUCUUUAGUGUUGCGCAGGUAAAUGCAUACAAUACAAAGCCUUAAAUAGCUGAAUAUAGCGAAGAUUUUGUUCAGUGUGGGGUCUAGUUCACAGCAAAGGAUUGUGUUUGAGACUUUAUUGGAACAAAAAUCGCUGCAAAUACCUUCCUUUCUUUUCUUUCUUUCUUUGGAGGUUUUGAGCAUUCGUGACUUCUCUCUCGCACUCAUUCUUUCAACUAAUGGAAUCGUUCAUGAUUUUUAUUAAGCUGGUCUUUAAUAUUCACAAACCUUCUUGGAACAUUUGUGUAACAGACACUUCACAUUUCCUGUGUAGGUAGUUGCAUCAUGUUACUUCAUUGAAUUUGUAAAACUUGAAGCCAUAUAAAUAUUAGUUCUGUGUAUAAUGAGGGGUGGGAGAAAUAACAGAAAAUCUAACCUGCUUUUUAGAUCUUGUGUUAUCUCCAUGUAUAAAAUUACAGACUUGUGCUUUUGUAUCAGUGCCAGCUGUAAAUUUUUUUACAUACAGUGGCUGCCUUCUAUGUCUUCCUAUUUUUGAUAAUGCAGAUUGCUGGGAAUUCAGUAAGGAAGUAAAUGAUUAGACGCAAAAAUCGUAUUUGGUUCUACUUUUUUAAAAUUUAAUUUAAUGUUUCUCAUCACCUAAAUGGCAUUUCCACACAUCCAAUAAACCUACCAGUGUAACUGAGAAAGAUGCCGAGGCUGUGUUUGCCCUUGGAUGGAAAACCUUCCAUAUGAAAAGGUAGAUAAACUUACUAAACCUAUACUUGUAAAUUAUUUUUGAGAUGCAAGAUUUACUGGAUGUAUUUUUGGCGUUUUAGUUUUAAUGAUUUAGAGCAAUGGCUUCCAUUUUUAGUUGGAUUUCACAUAGAUUUAAGUUAGGCUUUUGCUGUGUUUAUGCACAGUGGCAAGGGAUGAUUUCAAUUUGAUGCAAUGAUGGGGGGAUCAGGAAGGAAUAAUACCUCUCUGUUACACUGGUAAUGAUCUGAAUGAGAAUGAAUAGAACUCAUGUGUUGACUUAGUUUUCAAUUAACAAGCACUGAAACAUGCAGACUGUUUGGAUUUUUUGUGGGGAGGGGGGUCUGGAGACCUUCACCCUGCGGUGUUGGUAAACCCUCGUCAAACUCUGCAUUUGAAUGGGUACUUGAGGCCAACUGUCCUAUUGAAAGUUUUAAAGUAACUUUUUUUCCACUGUAAAUAUGUGUAUAUAAGCGCAAUUGGAGACUAGAAUAGUAGAGUACUUUUCUGAAUCCAAUCCUAUUUUUAUUUUAUACAGUAUUUCUCAGCUGUGAUCUUUGGAGCAAAAGCCAACGGCAGGAAUAAUAGUUUGUACCAGUUUCAUGAAGUAUGUCUUUUGGUUUUUGUAAAUAAUUUUAACUCGAAUAAAAAUUGCUACUUUCAAUACAUAA
Molecule: messenger RNA, 6364 nt
Organism: Anolis sagrei ordinatus
Lineage: Eukaryota; Metazoa; Chordata; Lepidosauria; Squamata; Anolidae
Gene: WAPL
Product: WAPL cohesin release factor
Source: RefSeq, a predicted model, not a curated record